Spodoptera littoralis (African cotton leafworm) is the source of this 2031-nucleotide messenger RNA. NCBI's taxonomy places the organism in Eukaryota, Metazoa, Arthropoda, Insecta, Lepidoptera, Noctuidae. The record is from the annotation of a GenBank genome assembly.
AUGCGUUCAGUAGUAGAAAUUGGGGCUAGUGUGCCUGCUUUUCUAGGAAAAUUAUGGAAACUGGUGAAUGAUACGGAGACGAAUCAUCUGAUUUCUUGGAGCCCUGGUGGGAAAACAUUUGUUAUAAAAAAUCAGGCAGAUUUUGCAAGGGAGCUCCUCCCUUUGUACUACAAACAUAACAAUAUGGCGAGCUUCAUUAGGCAAUUGAAUAUGUAUGGAUUUCAUAAAAUAACUUCUGUGGAAAAUGGUGGUUUGCGAUAUGAAAAAGAUGAAAUAGAAUUUUCUCACCCCUGCUUUAUGAAAGGUCAUGCAUAUCUAUUGGAACACAUUAAAAGGAAAAUUGCCAACCCAAAGUCACUUGUUGCUAGUAAUGAAAAUGGUGAGAAAGUUCUUAUGAAGCCAGAGCUUAUGAACAAAGUGCUAUCUGAUGUGAAACAGAUGAAAGGCAAACAAGAGUCUCUUGAUGCUAAAUUCAGUGCUAUGAAGCAGGAAAAUGAAGCACUUUGGAGAGAAGUGGCAAUUUUGAGACAAAAACACAUUAAACAGCAACAAAUUGUAAACAAUCUUAUCCAAUUCCUGAUGUCACUUGUACAACCACCUAGGACAUCUCCUCAAACUAAGAAUGCUUGUGGUGUAAAGAGGCCCUACCAGUUGAUGAUAAACAAUGCUGCACAUAAUUCUGCAACAGAUGCUUCUUACCCUGGAAAGUUAAAGAACUUGAAAUUAGACAAAGAAAGUAUAAUGGAUGAAUUGAGUGAAGAUAAUCCGGAGGAUGGACCCACUAUUCAUGAAUUGGCACAUGAUGACAUGUUACAUAAUGAUGGCACACAAGACUCGUUAAAUGAAUCUGAUUUUAUUUCUGUGGACAUGCCUAAUAUGUCCAACACUAUGAAUACCCACAGUCCAACUGAUCCCUCAACAUCCAUUUAUCAUGUCACCAUGGAAGAUGGGGAUGACGCUGAUGCAGGAGUGACCCGAUUAGUAUAUCCAGUGACUCCGACUAAUGGUAUGCAGAGGGCAAAUGAUACCAUGCCCAUCAUAACAUCAGCUUCACCGUCACCAGUCACUCCAGUAAUCAACCAACCAAUGGCAGUUGAACCACCAGUGAACAAUGUGAUGGGUUCACCACGAGUUGUUGUUAAAAUUGAAGGACAAAUGCCGCCCAAGUCAAAAGGCCGCAACCAAUCUGUUAACAAGGGAGCUACAACAUCAACUGGAAAAACUCUUCUUACUGGAAAUUACAACUCAUUGAACCCAUCAGCUGAUCUGAAACUACCAGCAGAAAUAUUUGCAAGUGAUGAUUCUGUCAGCGAUGCUGGUGUUACUGCUGCUGAUGACAUAAGCAUGCAGAAUGCAUUACAAGAUCUAGUGGAUGAGUCUCUUUUACCAGCAUCUAAAGAUAAAAUGUUAGGUGGCAUAAACAUUAAGAUUGAAGGGGCUGGGGAAACAUCAAAUUCUAACAAAAAGUCAAAGAAGAGCACCAAAAGCAAUGAGAACACAUUGAAUCUGGCUGAUAUCAAAACUGAACUCCAAGAUGACUUUGAUUGGAACAACAUGACACUAGCUACUGUGAACAACAAUACUAACAAAUUCCAAUCAAGGAAUAGGAGAGAUAACCUCAGCAAAAAUCGGGAGGAAUAUUCUUCCCUCUAUGGAACAAAUUCAAACAAGAAUGAUAUUGAUGACCAUUUGGAUGCAAUGCAGACAGACCUUGAAUCUUUGAGGGAGCUGCUGCGAAGCGAUAGCUACACAUUUGACACCAACACAUUAUUGGGGCUAUUUGGUUCCGAUGAUCCAUUCUACGGGCUGCCAUAUAACUCGAUGGAUGACAGGGCGAAACCUACUAACAAUGUUGAAGGCAAUCAGCUAAUCUCGUAUACAGGGAAUAUUCCAGACUUUGAGGAUAUAAACAUGCCAGAUCUGGAGUGCGAUAACUCUCAGGAUCCGUGCGUGUCGCCCACUCCCAGCAGCUCGACGCUAAACACGCCACAGAUGCAGGUUCGUUCGCCUUCCUUUUCUCUGAAACCAUGA